Penicillium malachiteum is the source of this 948-nucleotide messenger RNA. RefSeq names its product DUF3431 domain-containing protein. Lineage: Eukaryota; Fungi; Ascomycota; Eurotiomycetes; Eurotiales; Aspergillaceae. The coding region runs from base 1 to 948 and encodes 315 amino acids. The transcript has 3 exons. The record is from RefSeq and is a predicted model, not a curated record.
AUGAGGCUAUCACUUCGUGUCGGUUCGGCAGCCGCGCUGAUAAUCCUCGCGCUCGUCCUGAUCAACCGCCAACUCCACACCGUCCCCGGCCAGAAUCCCUCAUCGUUCUGGCAUUUCGAUACAACUUCCUUCCAAGCUACUCUCCGUCCACAAUCACAAGUCGCACAAGACUCUCAUCGGAAAUGGGGCAGUGGUACAAACAACAAAUUGGGUCUCAGUUAUCAGACUACUCCUAUUGAAGUCCCUAAUGAUGGGGUGAUUGUCAUGGGCAAAUUGCGCGAAGAAGAUACUGCGUGGGUCUCUGCUGAACUCGCCGAAUGGCGCAAUUAUGUCUACACCGUCGAUGAUACUACCGUCGCAACACAUACCCCUAAGAAUAAGGGCCGUGAAGCCCUUCCUUACCUCCAAUAUAUCGUCGACCACUACGAUGAUCUCCCCGCCGUCAUUGUCUUCUUACACAGUCACCGCGACGGCUGGCCCGCCGCUUGGCACACCGAUACCAUGGAAUACAGCAAUGUAGAUUCCGUGCGGGCCCUGCAGCGUGAUUUCGUCUUGCAGGAAGGAUUCGUAAACCUUCGCUGUCAGCUGUCACCUGGCUGUCCCGAUGAAAUGAAACCAUUCCGUUCGCCCCCGAAACCUGGAAAUACCGGUGAAAAACAUUAUGCGACCGCGUGGAAGGAAAUCUUUGGCAAUUCAAAUGUCCCUGAGACUAUUGCUGCGCCGUGUUGUUCGCAGUUCGCGGUCUCCAAGGACCAGGUCCUUAAGCGUCCGCUCUCCGAUUACAAGCGCAUGUACGAAUGGGUUCUUACCAAUGAUCUGCCUGAUGAGGUGACUUCGAAUAUUAUGGAGUACUCCUGGCAUAUUAUCUUUGGCAGAGAUCCUGUUUUCUGUCCCGAUGUCUUCCAAUGCUAUGCCGAUGUGUACGGCGAGGAAGUCUAUGGCUUCUAA